Molecule: messenger RNA, 2008 nt
Organism: Formica exsecta
Lineage: Eukaryota; Metazoa; Arthropoda; Insecta; Hymenoptera; Formicidae
Gene: Dus1
Product: tRNA-dihydrouridine(16/17) synthase [NAD(P)(+)]-like
Exons: 10
Coding region: 545-1972 (475 amino acids)
Biological process (GO): tRNA processing
Molecular function (GO): flavin adenine dinucleotide binding; tRNA dihydrouridine synthase activity
Source: RefSeq, a predicted model, not a curated record
GUCGAUGGUUAAGAUAGAGUUUAAUGGGUAUAUAGGAAAAGAUUGUGAAAUCGUAAUAUAUGUGAUUUAAUUAUCAAUUAACUUAUUAAUUCGAGUUAAUUCGAGUACGAAGGAUGUUCAUAAAUUCACACGUCUCAUUUACAACCUAAAAAAAAUCGGAUUAUGCAAGUAAGGGUGUUUCAGAAAUACUUGAACAAACCUUAGGGAUGAGUUCUCCACACAAAAACAAAAAAAAAUGUCAUAUAAACAUACGUCCUGGUUAAAUACCUGGUUUAUAAGUUAUAAUUGGAAGAUUACAUUUAAUUCAGUACCAUGGCCUGAUCUAAAUCCAUUAGAUUUUUAUCUGUGGGGACACUUAAAACCCCUAGUUUAUGCAACUGAAAUUGCAAAUGAAGAGACGCUUCACCAAUGCAUCUUAGAUGCCUGCAAAACCAUUCAUAACUAUCAUGGGAUCUUUGAAAGGGUGCGACAGUUCAUGAUCCGAUGUGUCCAUGCGUGUAUUGAAGCAAGUGGAGGAUUUUUUGAGCAUUUGUUAUGAAUUAUAAUGUCUACGAUGACGGAAUCGCUUGACAAGGGGGACACUCCCUCAAAGAAGACUAACGUUUGGGAAGAUUUGGGUUCGCCGCGUUGCAUAAUCGCGCCAAUGGUAGAUGCGAGUGAGUUGGCAUGGAGAUUACUUAGUAGGCGACAUGGUGCCCAACUCUGUUAUACGCCGAUGCUGCACUCCACCGUGUUUUGUCGGGAUCCGAAGUAUAGACGAGAGGCCCUUGCUAGCACCGGCGAGGAUCGUCCAUUAAUUGUGCAGUUUUGUGGCAAUGAUCCAGAUAUACUAUUGGAAGCUGCACGUUUGGUUGAACCAUACUGUGAUGCAGUGGACAUCAAUAUUGGUUGUCCACAGGCAAUUGCAAAACGUGGACAUUAUGGAGCAUUCUUACAGGAUGACUGGGUUUUGUUAAAUAGAAUCAUGUCGAUUUUAAAGAAUGGAUUGCAUAUACCUGUCACCUGUAAAUUACGAGUGUUCCCAGAAAUCAGUCGUACUGUGGAAUAUGCUCGCAUGCUACAGAAUGCAGGUGCUAGCUUACUUACUGUUCAUGGACGUACGAGAGAGCAAAAAGGACCAUUGACUGGAUUAGCAUCUUGGAAACAUAUUAAAGCCGUAAGGGACGCCGUGGAAAUUCCCGUGAUAGCCAAUGGUAACAUACAAUGCAUGCAAGACUUACAGAGGUGCAUUGAAGAAACCCAAGUGCAGGGUGUGAUGUCAGCCGAAGGAAAUCUUUACAAUCCAUACAUAUUCGAAUCUCGUUACCCUGCUUGUUGGGAGCCUGCUCUGGAAUAUUUGAAGCUUGUAGAGCAAUAUCCAGCACCGGCUUCAUAUAUCCGCGGUCAUUUAUUUAAGUUGUUCCAUCAUGUAUUUUGUUUAGCAGAAAAUCAAGAGGAGAGGGAGAAUUUAGCAACAAACUCCAGUAUGGAAGCUUUCAAAAGUGUUGUAUACACCUUGAGAGAUCGUUACUUACCAUAUCACGAAGGACAUUUGACAUGGCAGAUAGAAAAGACAAAUUAUAAUUUGGAGUUGCCACCAUGGUUGUGUCAACCUUAUGUACGAGAGCUUCCACAAGAACAUAUACAAAAAUCACAAAGUUUUCAGGAAGACGCACUUCGAAAACGGGAAUACAAAGAUGAGGACGGAAACGAAAUAUCGCGGAAACGUUCAAAGAAGCUUAAACGAAUAGCGCGUAGACCGAAUAGAGCAACAUCUGUUCCUAAGAGAAGUUCAGAUCGGUGUCAUGCUUGUCCAAAUCCUCUGGGUUUUAAAUGCGAAUAUAAAUUAUGUCGACAAUGCUGUAGAAAUAAAUGUUACAUAGAAAAUUUAGACUGUGCUGGUCACAGAAAUCUAACUAAGACGAGAAGGCAAAUGGCAAAAGAAUUUGAAGCAAAACGUAAAAAUAUUGAAAAUACAAUGAUGCUAUGUUAAAAUAUUUUAAAUAAAACUAUAUUAUAUUUUAAUUUU